AUGUUGAGGUAUAAAAAGGGUAAACAUGGGUACACAGAGGCCAAGGUAAUGCGGUUUAGCAGUACAGGACAAGAAAUUCAGGUCAUUCAACACAAUAAUACGGGAAAGAAACUGUAUAAAUUUCUUGCGUACAUCACUGAGAACCAUAAUGGAGAUAUUAUUGUGUCUGACUUGCAGAAUGGUGUAGUGGUGACAGAGCGUGGAGGAGGAUAUCGAUUCUCGUACACAUGUCAUUCAUCGGGAUCACGAAUAUCACCACAAGGAAUCUGUGUAGACGUGUUGUCUCACAUCCUGGUAACUGAUGAUAUAAGCAAAAUAGUUCAGAUGUUUGACAAAGAUGGUCAUUUCUUAGCACUGAUUUUAACUAGACAAAACAGGAUAACAACAUCACGGGGGCUGGGCUAUGAUAACAGAAAUCACAGAUACAUACAGAAAAAGGAUUAUUAA
Messenger RNA from Saccostrea echinata, 447 nucleotides. RefSeq lists its product as uncharacterized. Lineage: Eukaryota; Metazoa; Mollusca; Bivalvia; Ostreida; Ostreidae. The transcript has a single exon. The coding region runs from base 1 to 447 and encodes 148 amino acids. The record is from RefSeq and is a predicted model, not a curated record.